UUUCUAUGGAUUGAACGUUCGUCGAAAUUCCAAGUGAUACGAUUACUAGGCUAAUAUUGACGUAUAUAGAUAGUACGACAUAAAUGACAGUGAUGUACAGAAAAUAAAUAUCUUGAUAAAAAUGACGUGGUGAAGUGAAGAGAGCCUUAUCGUUUUAUAAAACCGUCGAGGGAAUUGCAAGAAUGGAUGAGAGUACAGGCUCAGAGAAAGUUUGGUGUAAGACUAAAGCAGAAGAACAAAAUAGUUUAUAUCAUGGAGAAUCUGCAACACAGUCUAUGGAAGCAAAUUCCACUUCUUUAGCAGACAUAUUUGAUACAGCAUUUACAUCUACGGUUGAUCCUUCUCCUCAGCCAAGAUUUAGUUCAGCUAAUGAAAUGGAAUAUGAACAUUUAUUUGCCGAAAGUGAUAUAGAAGAAUCUGAAGUAACUCCUAUUAAUCCUUAUGUAAAUCCUCCACAACAUUCUACUUCAGCCAGUAAUUUUGUUUUUGGAAGUUAUUUGACUGGGCCCGAAGCAACAGGGGAUGCUCAUCAUUAUUGGCAGCCUGACCACUUAAAUUGUAACAUGUGCCAAAAUAGACAAGAGAGGAGUGCAAAACAACACGAAUCUCAUAGUCAACAAUUAAGGAAUAUAUAUGGUGGGAGAGCUUGUGGAAAUUACUGUAAGAGACUUUUACACGAGCGAGACCCACCAGUAAAACAUAAAAGUAAAAAGUGUGAGGACCAUAAGUCAAUAAGUGACCAACAAUCUGAUAGUUUAAGUAUAGCUGGCCCAUCAAGAUUAUCAGAUGGUGUUCCUAAUAACACAACUAGAUCGACAAUUAAUGAUGGAAAUAUUUUAAACAGAAUUCCACAAAGUAUUGAAAAUGAUAGUGCCAAUGAAUCCAACACAUUGUACCAUCAUGUUUUGCCAAAUACAAUUAAUUCUCAACACUGUCCUACUCGUAUAACAAGUAACGACGAUGUGCCGCUAGCGCCAGACUUACAGUUAGAUUGGUCCUCUAGCAGUGAUGACGAAGAUGGGUCAGUUGAAGUUCUUGGAACAGUGAACCACAAUAAUAAACAGAAUUCUGUAGAAAAUAACGAAGCAAAUAAUCGUCCAGUAACUGUGGUCGAUUUAACUGUCGAGUCAGAUGAAGAACACACUCCCUCUACGUCGACAACGCCUAUAGUAAAUCCUCGGCCAGCCGAUUAUGUACAUAAUGGGAACAAUUCUUACUGCAUGCAUGGUCCACCAGUUAUACCCGUAAGAUACAGCCAUAUACCACAAGAUAUAAGUUUUCAAAGACCACGUAUGCAUCCUCUUCGGGAACAACUGUGGAGGAUUCAACAAAACAUACAAGAGAUGCACAGGCAUUAUCUUUAUGCAGGAUCUACGACGCAUGACACUAGCACAACCCCGUGCGGUCCACACAUGCAUCAACCGGUACACCAGCAACGUACAUGCAAUGGAAACGUUAAUCCUGCGAAUAGUCGUUGCAACGGUUCGGAAAAUAUAACGUACGCAGAAAAUUAUCUUCCAGACCUUCCACCUCUUCAUCCUUUUUUACCUCCUGUUUUACUACCCUCGCAACGACCCACUGUUUACAAUCACCCUGAAGGUAGAUCUGCUCUGCAACGUGCAAUGGAAGUUGUUGAAAUAGAACCAGUACCGCCUGUAAUGCCGCCGAUGCCCGUUCAUCCGUUGUCUCAUGCUGUUCGACCACGCCAGAGGUCAGAAGUAUUCCAACGUUUGCAGCAUGUUCAUAUUAGUCUUGGUCCUAUGGUGCAAGGGUCUGAUCCGCAUGAUUUGCUGAUGCCGUUAACACCUUUGAUACCACCACUUCAACCUCAACCGCGUCUUGUAGAUUACAUGCGCCUUGUCAAUUUACGUCGGAUGAAUCAUAUUAGUUGCGGAGCGACCCAGGAGUCGAUUGAAAGGCAUACAUUCCCUCAUAAGUACAAACGGGUUAAGAAAGUUGAAAACGGCGAAAGUGCUAUUGAAAAAUGUACUAUAUGUUUGUCUGAAUUUGAAGACUGUGAAUGUGUCAGGAGGCUUCCAUGUAUGCAUUUAUUUCACAUAGACUGUGUCGAUCAGUGGUUGCGCACUAAUAAGCGCUGUCCUAUAUGUCGAGUGGAUAUUGAAACUUUUCUACACAAGGAACUAGCCACCACUGCAUAG
Dufourea novaeangliae is the source of this 2159-nucleotide messenger RNA. RefSeq lists its product as uncharacterized. The record is from RefSeq and is a predicted model, not a curated record. Lineage: Eukaryota; Metazoa; Arthropoda; Insecta; Hymenoptera; Halictidae.